AUGAUCAGAGUUAUCGAGAGACUUCAAGAAGAAUGUGAUAAGCAGUGUCGAAUUAUUUUAGAUACUUUUCGUGAUGAAAGACAAAUCCAUCGAAAGGUUGCUGAUAUAAAAAUAUAUAACACGUCGAAAAAACCAAUUGGCCCUCAACGUUCUGGACAACCCCGAGAAAUUGAUAAUGUACCCGAUCCUAGGGAACUUGAUGUUGUAUUGACUGAGUUGGCAAUGAUUAGUGCAAGAACUCACUUGUAUUAUCGAUUUAUUGAAGCAAGAGCAAAUUCAGAAGUUGAAGCUACGAAAGCAAGUAGAGAAGCCGAUGUAUCAUUAAUUGAAAAAGACGGGAAUGAUUAUGAUCCAACGAGUAUAACGAGGAAUAGUGAAUUAUAUAAACAAGUUAAAUCGUUGAUGGCCGAUUUUCUUGUCAUGGAGGAAUAUUUUUUUAGAAAAGCAAUUGAAAAAGCCAUGAUAAUUGACGAUUAUGAUGAAGGUAGCAUAACUUCAAGUUGUGUUGGCGAUGUUUUUUAUAUUCUCAAGGAAUGUCUUACUCGAGCGCUGUCUACCUCAGAUUUGGAGUGUUUGACUUCUAUGGUUAAUCUUGUAAAUCAAAGUUUAGAAUUUGAUUAUAUUACAUUGUUUCAGAAAAGGCUUGUAACGGCUUUUGCCACUCCUGAACCAAAAGAUGCUAAAACCGGUUAUAUGAUACUGUUAAAUAAUUUGGAUGUAAGCUGUGAUUAUAUGCAACGUCUCACGACGGAGUUAAUGACGUUACCUUCAUUCAGUGACGAUAGCAAAGACAAGCAACUGUUUACACAAAUGGUAAAACCAAGAAUUCGCCCAAUUUUGCAAGAUGCUUAUAAAGAUAUUAAAUAUGUUCUUAGCGAAGAUGAAUAUCAUGAACAAGAAUCGAACGAUAAUAACAAUUAUAAUCAAUUAAUGAUGCAUAUCUUAGAAUCAGUUACUAAUAUGCUAGAAAAAACUGUUUUCGGCACCAAGUUCAACCAGUAUGGUGCUCUCAGAUUUGACAAAGAUUUAAGGGCUGUAAACAACUAUUUUUCCACAAAAAUGCGAUGGGUAUUUAGAGAUAAAAUGACAAGAUUAAACCAAAUUUCAACAUUAUUGAAUUUGGAAAGUGUAAGUUAUAUUAGUGAGAUCAAUAUUACUAUUAUUUACUUGAAUAGUUUUACAGGUUUAAAGCACAAAUUAAUUUGUCAAGAGAUUUCAUGCUUUGAAGUUUAUACCUAUCAACUUAUAAGUGUUAAUUACAUCUGUCAAUAUAUUACAAUUGGAAUAAUUAAUAGUUAUCAGAAAUUUAUGACUACUGGGGAAGUGCUACAAAAGCUACAAGCCCUAUUACUUGGAGGCUAA
Molecule: messenger RNA, 1362 nt
Organism: Racocetra fulgida
Lineage: Eukaryota; Fungi; Glomeromycota; Glomeromycetes; Diversisporales; Gigasporaceae
Source: the annotation of a GenBank genome assembly